GAUGGAUGCCGUCGUGUCUGCGAAAGGAUAAGUGGUAAUGACUAGGAAGGCCGAUUGGGCUCCUCUCUCGAGCUCUAUUAGCGAUUGUCUGACAUCCCGUCCAUAACACUUGCUGAUCCCGACGUCAGCGCCAGGCCUAUCUCGCCAUAAUCACCACCACGUCCCUCUCCACAAGCAACGCCUCAAAACGCAUACUCAAAGAAGUCACAGUACAAUCGGUCCAAAAUGGCAUCUGCAACACUAAGCACGCGAGACAUGAAUGUCUUGGAGAAGAUCAAAGAUCCGGAGUUUGAUCCCGCGGCCAUCGUGAGGAUAGAAGACUCUCUACCAGCCGACCCACACAUCAAGGAUGAGGCGGUGUACAAAGCCCUGUCGGCGAGGGAACGAGAGAUCAUCCUCCGCAUGCACGAGGCAGAGACGCAGCUCGAAAAGAACAGCUCCGAGCCAGCGGCUACCGAGACAUACAAGCAGUCCACAGCCCUUCUGGGGCAGCUCAUCGAGGAACAUCCGGACUACGCCAGCGCCAGAAACAACAGGGCGCAGGCCCUGAGGCGCUUGUACGGCGACUCGAUGCUGGUCUCACAGCCGCCCGAGACGUCGCCUCGGCCCCUCGUUGGAGAUGUCACUGACGACGAGCGGACUCGCCAGUCCAAGAUAGCCCUGGAGGACCUUGACAAAGCCAUCCUGCUGCUCUCCCCAAGGAGCCCCUGGACCCCGAUCUCGGCCAAGGCCGCAAAAACUCUGUCGCUUGCCCACACACAGCGCGCAGCCAUAUACCACGCCACAUCCAAGCUCCUGGCCCAAGACCACACACAGAUAGACCACGGACGGAAGGAGUCGGGCUGGAAAACGCUCGAGUUCGAGGCCGCGGCCUCACACGACUUUGCCGUCGGGGGCCGGUAUGGGAACGAGAUCGCCAAGGGGCUUGCGGUGAGCACCAACCCCACCGCCAAGCUGUGCGGGCAGAUGGUGCAGGAGAUGAUGAGGAAGGAGUAUGGCGAGAAAUAUGCACAGUGAUGCGCGCGGCGACGGAUUUGUGCAGGCAUUGCGGCCUGGCCGUUUAAAGGUGCCAAGUUGGCUGGUUGCGUUUUUCACACGCGAGCAAGUUGGAUACCUAGAGGGGCCACGGGCGCACGAGCUUUAUCGCGGGACGGCAUGAUCGUAGGGUCGCGAGAUUCGGAUGGCACGCUGGCUCCUCUCACUUUGCGCCUCCGAAUAGAUUCCCAACGCGUCUAAUUAGGAGGAUCGUGGCGUUAGGACAAAUGCGACUAUGAUUUGUUACGGUGCUCCAUCGACCAAAUGCAUACCUUCGCAAAGCCUCCAUCGUGUCUGUCG
Molecule: messenger RNA, 1335 nt
Organism: Gaeumannomyces tritici R3-111a-1
Lineage: Eukaryota; Fungi; Ascomycota; Sordariomycetes; Magnaporthales; Magnaporthaceae
Exons: 1
Coding region: 226-1017 (263 amino acids)
Biological process (GO): cilium assembly
Molecular function (GO): protein binding
Source: RefSeq, a predicted model, not a curated record